Molecule: messenger RNA, 1418 nt
Organism: Panicum hallii
Lineage: Eukaryota; Viridiplantae; Streptophyta; Magnoliopsida; Poales; Poaceae
Product: transcription factor JAMYB-like
Exons: 3
Coding region: 169-1071 (300 amino acids)
Biological process (GO): regulation of DNA-templated transcription
Cellular component (GO): nucleus
Molecular function (GO): sequence-specific DNA binding; DNA-binding transcription factor activity
Source: RefSeq, a predicted model, not a curated record
CUCUCUCUCUCAUCUUGGCUAUAAAAAGGACUUGCCAGUUGCCAUCCCUCUCCCACUAAUCCAUCUUCUCUUUCUAUCUCCCCCAACACUUCUUGAUUAAGCUAUAGCUAGAUACGAACCCUCUCUCUCUCUCUCUCUCUACAAGUGAUUCAAUAGUCAACAACGAACAUGGCCGAACCCCAGAGAAGCAGGAGCAGGGCGUGCUCCCCGGGCGCUCCUGUUGAGCUCGACGACGACCACGGCCAGCCCGGAGGGGCGGCGCAGGAGGAGGAGCAGCUGGAGCUCCGGCGUGGCCCGUGGACCGUCGACGAGGACCUCACCCUCGUCAACUACAUCGCCGACCACGGCGACGGCCGCUGGAACUCCCUCGCCCGCGCCGCCGGGCUGAAGCGGACGGGCAAGAGCUGCCGGCUGCGGUGGCUGAACUACCUCCGGCCCGACGUGAAGCGCGGCAACUUCACCGCCGACGAGCAGCUGCUCAUCCUCGACCUCCACACCCGCUGGGGCAACCGGUGGUCGAAGAUCGCGCAGCACCUGCCGGGUAGGACGGACAACGAGAUCAAGAACUACUGGAGGACCCGGGUGCAGAAGCACGCCAAGCAGCUCAACUGCGACGCCAACAGCAAGCGCUUCAAGGACGCCAUGCGCUACCUCUGGAUGCCACACCUCGUCGACGCCGACGACCACCGCCGCCGCGUCCUCCAUGCGCAGCAACAGCACGCCGCCGACGUCGCCGCCGCCGCCCACGGCCUGUCCGCCGGGAUGGUCAUCACCUCGUCCUCGGACUCCUUCGCGACCACGGCGGAGUCGUACGACGACGUGGGGGGGCUCUACGCGAACCUGCACGCCGGGGAGAUGGCGGUCGUGGGCGGCGGGGGCUGCUGGGCGGCGCACGAGGCGAACCACCAAGGGCUGUGGCCGGCGGCGGCCGAUCAGUCGGCUGCGGUGGCGCAGGCUGCCGGCGGCGGCCAGUUUCAGGACCCGGAGCUCAGUGGGUGGGUGCAAGGAUUCUCCGAGGGCAUGAUUACCGAGAAUUUUUGGGCCUUGGAGGACAUCUGGAAGAUCCAAUGAGCAAUUUUAUGCUUUUUCAAAGGGUUGAAAUUAAAAAGGAAUAUAGUACGAUUAGUGAGUGGUGUUGAUAGCUACUAGAUAACUUAAGAAAAGGAAAUCAUAUAUAUAUAUAUAGUUAGUAUAUAUUCUAACUCCAAAAGAUACUGUAUAAGAGAGUUUGUAUAUACCCCCUUUUAUACCUUUUUGGGUGGGUUUUAUUUCUUCUUCUUUUUUUGCCUCUUAAGAUUCAUAUUCUUAUAGAGGUUGAAAGGAGGGCAUUGUUUAUGACUUGAUGUUGAACAUUGUGCAAUGUACAAGUGUAUAGAUUAUUGCCUUAUUGGUAAUGAAAAUUUGAUUUUGGGCAUUUA